CAGGAAGUGGUUACAUCACUUCCGGAAACAGCAGGAUACAUCAGAAGGCACCGAGUGCACCGUUUCAUAAUAAACGUUAGAUAAUGUCGUCGGGUGCUGUAUGAUGACGUCAUGACGCGCGGGGCGGAAACACGUGACGAACUCCCGGACUGGGCCGGAGCUAAAGAGUUUUACCAGAAGUACGAUCCUAAGGAAAUUAUUGGCAGGGGCAUCUCCAGCACAGUUCGGCGAUGUAUACACAGAGAGACUGGGCGCCAGUUUGCUGUGAAGAUUAUAGAGGUUACUCCAGAGAGACUCAGCCCAGAACAGCUGAGAGAAGUGAGGACGAGCACUGCCAAGGAGAUGGAGAUCCUUAAACACGUGUCUCAUCAUCCGUCUAUAAUCUCCCUGAUUGAUUCGUAUGAAUCCUCCACGUUUAUAUUCCUUGUAUUUGACUUGAUGAAGCGGGGGGAGCUGUUUGACUAUCUGACUGAGAAAGUAACACUCAGCGAAAAAGAGACAAGGUGUAUCAUGCGAUCUCUGUUAGAGGCGGUAGCUUUCUUACAUCGUAAUAACAUUGUGCAUCGUGACCUAAAGCCAGAAAACAUUCUCAUGGAUGAUUCACUCAACAUCAAGCUCUCUGACUUUGGUUUCAGCUGUGUCUUGCAUCCGCCAAACAAGCUGCGAGAGCUCUGUGGGACCCCAGGUUAUUUGGCUCCUGAGAUACUCAAAUGCUCAAUGGAUGAAACACACCCAGGAUACAGCCAGGAAGUGGAUCUGUGGGCAUGUGGAGUGAUCAUAUUCACACUUCUGGCUGGUUCUCCUCCUUUCUGGCACCGCAGACAGAUGUUGAUGCUUCGGAUGAUCAUGGAUGGACGAUUCCAGUUCAGUUCUCCUGAGUGGGAUGACCGAUCAGCUACUGUAAAAGAUCUGAUUUCUCGUCUUCUGGAGGUUGACCCAGAUAAGCGUCUGACAGCGGAGCAGGCUCUUCAGCAUCCGUUCUUCCAAAGUCACCAGAUAGAGCAGCUCUGUCCACGUUAUCCACUGCGUCGCUUCCGGAUAGCAGCGUGGGCAGCACUCGCCUGUGUGCACAUCUUGGUCCGGUGGCGACGAGCUCGGCCUGUGACCAGUGAACUACUAACCCGCGACCCAUAUGGGGUGAAGGGUGUACGGAGGCUAAUUGAUGCCUGUGCAUUUCGUAUCUAUGGCCACUGGGUGAAGAAAGGAGAGCGGCAGAACCGGGCUGCACUCUUUCAGAACCAGCCUAAAGCGCUCUUAUUGACCAUGGGUGACGAAGACGAUCGAGAUGCGGAGUUCUGAGUAACAGGAUUUCUUCAUUCAGAACCAACUCGUAUUUUUGUCCGUGGAGCGAGAGUUGUUACAGGGUGCUGCUGCUGAUGGUACGGAGGAGAGCAGCUCUCUUGCAACUGUUAUUUCCUCAUAAUUUUAGGGAAAAGAACUGGUGACUUCCAGAGAUUGUCUGUCUCAUGAUGGGGCAGACCCUGAGUAUCUACUGACCAUGGGCGGGGCAAUGGACCUAUCACAUGGUGUAGACCUCAGUGACUUAUUUUUAUGUUAUGUAUUUUUUGUAUUUAAUUUGUGGCAUUGUUCUUCUGUAAUAUAAAUAAAUUGUCCAGAUUACA
This is a messenger RNA of Bombina bombina (fire-bellied toad), 1622 nucleotides long. RefSeq names its product phosphorylase kinase catalytic subunit gamma 2 (gene PHKG2). The transcript is spliced from 9 exons. Bases 112 to 1299 code for a protein of 395 amino acids. Gene Ontology annotation, biological process: protein phosphorylation; glycogen biosynthetic process. The record is from RefSeq and is a predicted model, not a curated record. Gene Ontology annotation, cellular component: phosphorylase kinase complex. Gene Ontology annotation, molecular function: ATP binding; calmodulin binding; phosphorylase kinase activity. NCBI's taxonomy places the organism in Eukaryota, Metazoa, Chordata, Amphibia, Anura, Bombinatoridae.